CUUUAUUGUUACUUUUUAUAAUGCAGUCUUGGCGAAAUUUGUGAUUAUAGAAGUAUAAAAUACAAUCAUAAAAUGUAUACAAACUUACAAUUCCAAUUAAUUAUAGUCGAAUUUCGGCUACUGCGGGACCACUAGUUACAAUAAUAAUAUCUCGGAUCAACUUUAUCGCAGUGCAGUCUCAGUUUGACUCUUAUUCGAACAACAACCCUGUUAUAUACCAACAUACAAUUCACGAUUAAACUGUGUGUAGGGUACUUUCAUGUACCAUUUGUUUAAUUUAUGUGCUAAUAUUUGUGAUAGUCGAAUGUAUAUCGAUUGUGAUCUGCGACAAUGCUAAUUGUCACGUUACUUUGUGUGGUGCUUCCAUUGGUUGCAACGUCUGCUGAACGAAUUAAUGAAACAACGGAUUUCACAAUAAACAAAAGUCUCUCCAACGAAGACAAAUGGAUUUGGGGACCUGUUGAUGAUAAUAUUCAUAGUAGAACGCUGGCAGAAAAUAAUACAAAAAGCCAACCCUUGAUACAAACAUCACCUCGAACUCCAGUCGACCAAAAUGAAGAUCCUUGCGUCGCUUAUGAUCCUCCAAAACCAAAUUUCAGUCUACCUGGAAGACGUAUUAGUGAAGUCAAAUGUCAGGAGUACAUAUGGGAAUUAGAAACGAAAUCAAUAAAAGCUCUAAGAGAUUUUAAGUGCCAACAAACAAAUCCUGGACGCAUUAAAAAAAUACCAAUAAUCGUUGGAGGACGAGAUACAAUCCCCGGUGAAUUUCUUCAUAUGGGUGCUAUAGGAUGGAAGGGUGUUAGAAAUAACUGGCAAUUUAAGUGCGGUGGGUCACUGAUCAGUCCCAGUUACAUUCUCACCGCAGCUCAUUGCUCUGUGGCUUCGGCAAGCGAUACCACAUUACAGGAUGUAACGCCAAAAAUCGUUCGGCUCAACUUCAGAAAUAUAUUUUUUGUGGAAAAUGAAAUUAGGUUGAAAAAGUACGACGUUGGUAUCAAGAGGAUUAUCGUCCAUCCAGAAUACAAUCCGCCGAAUAAAUAUUACGAUAUAGCUUUAAUGGAAUUAGACCAUGACGUUGAAUUUAGCAAUUAUGUCUUCCCUUCGUGUCUCUGGAGUAAGCCUGAUAUAGCGGAAUUAGGAACUUCUGCCACUGUGACCGGCUGGGGUGCUUUACACGAAGGAAGUUCAGAUAUCUCUCCGGAGCUGCAAGCUGGCGAUGUCAAUGUGAUCGACAGUGAUAUGUGCGAUCAACUUCUCCAAGCAUAUUGCAAUAGGAACUGGUGUGGCUUGAUGGAUCAUCAGCUCUGUGCGGGGAAACUAACAGGCGGCGUCGACUCUUGUCAGGGUGACUCCGGAGGACCACUUCAAGUCAAAAUUAACUUAAAGGUAGACUCCGCUUACAACAUCUACCAUAUUAUCGGAGUGACGUCAUUCGGCAUCGGAUGUGCUCAAGCGAACACACCCGGGAUUUAUACUCGGGUAUCCAGUUUCAUUGACUGGAUAGAAAAUAUCGUAUGGCCCUGAAAAUGCGGUGCAAAGAUGGAAAACAAUUGAUACAGGACAAAUGUAUUUCCUAACUUCUGAAGAAUUCCUAACUAUAUCUUAAAUGAUUUAUACAAAUAAAUGGUGUUUGGGUAUAAAAUAUUAAAGAAAUUCUCAUAAAAUUUACAUUUAUAUUGUAAUUGACAUACAAUGUUUUAUUUGUUUAAUACAUUUUUAAUACUUAUGCUGUUAUUGCUUUAUUUUUAAUCUGGUGAAAUUUAUACAAUAAAACAGAAAAGCAA
Messenger RNA from Bombyx mori (domestic silkworm), 1784 nucleotides. RefSeq names its product trypsin-7. NCBI's taxonomy places the organism in Eukaryota, Metazoa, Arthropoda, Insecta, Lepidoptera, Bombycidae. The coding region runs from base 331 to 1524 and encodes 397 amino acids. Gene Ontology annotation, biological process: proteolysis. Gene Ontology annotation, molecular function: serine-type endopeptidase activity. The transcript is spliced from 10 exons. The record is from RefSeq and is a predicted model, not a curated record.